AUGAAUACUAUUCGAUCUUUCUGGCUAGGAUGGGGCUCCCUCUGCGUUGCUGGUGGUGGUGCAUACUACUUUGCCAAGCAACAGAUCAAUGCCGACCGCGCCCAGCGACUUGAGGACUCGCGAAGAAAGAGACACAUGAUUGACUCUCUCGAGCACUCGCAAAACGUACCCAGCCACCCCGGAUCCUCUUCCACCAUGGGCUCUUCUCCUGCAACGACCAACGGUACAUCGCCGCGAACCGACCCGUCCGGCUCCCCGAGUCAAGAGGCAGGCACCGAUCCAGCGCCUACGCGACAUGCCCCAGCUACUGAAGGACAAAGAGUGUUUGAGAAGAGUAAAUACGAGAGUACUACGCCUUUCAAAAGUCAGAAGGGGGAUCGAUUUUCGUAA
Messenger RNA from Pestalotiopsis fici W106-1, 390 nucleotides. RefSeq lists its product as uncharacterized. The transcript has 4 exons. Lineage: Eukaryota; Fungi; Ascomycota; Sordariomycetes; Amphisphaeriales; Sporocadaceae. The record is from RefSeq and is a predicted model, not a curated record. The coding region runs from base 1 to 390 and encodes 129 amino acids.